CUAGAUAUAAUAGGCCUGGGAUCGCAAACCCCAAAGUUCUACAAGUUGUUGUAAAUAAUCUGCAUUUUAAGAGAAAAGAGGAUUUUAGAAAGUCAUUAGCUGUAACACAAGGCCAAUAUAUCAAUAUACAAGAGGAAUAUAGCCUUAGUUGCUCUUGGAUUAAGGACAAUGAGAAGACCAGGAGAGUUGGAAAGUCUAAUCUUGGAGGAUAUAAAUGGGAUAAUGAUAGGACUUU
This is a messenger RNA of Racocetra persica, 235 nucleotides long. The record is from the annotation of a GenBank genome assembly. Lineage: Eukaryota; Fungi; Glomeromycota; Glomeromycetes; Diversisporales; Gigasporaceae.